AUGUCAAGGGUACAACAGGUUCUCUGUGCUGGGAGGUUGAGCCCAUUCGAUUGGCGGCGGGGCAUCAGCAGCAGCGGAACCGGCGGCACCAUGGCAGCCCAGCCAUUGAGCAGCACGGCGGCAACAACUGCGGCGGCAACGGGAGCAACUGCAGCAACUGCAGCAACUGCAGCAACGGCAGCAACCGCAGCAACCACAUCGGCGACCUUGAGCACAGCCGCUGCUUCCACCUCGACCACGGCCGCCCCAGCCGCGGGAGCCACGUGGAUGCACCACCACCUGGCGGUGGAAGCGGACGGCACUCAUCCGGCGAACGGCAGCGAUGCGCAGGCGGGCGUUGAGGGCCCCACAAUGCCGCCCGGCUACUUGCCGCUCUACGAGGAUGUGGAAACGGCGGCGGAGGACGCCGGCUACGCGCUGAUCGACGACAUCAGCGAGUGGCUGCUGGGUUCGGUGGGCGGCGAGGCGGCAGUGGGCGGGUCCGAGAACAGCACGACCUUGGCGGUGAGCAACGUUGGCGGCGCCAACGGAACCCUGGCCUGGCUGGAGGCGCUGAACAGCACGCUGCCCGCCCAGAGCAACUCCAGUGCGGAGGACGGGGAGCGGGAGCGGGGGCGGUACUCGCUGCGCAGCUUUGUGGAGCAACAGCUGGCGGGCGGAGGGGCAGCGGGAGCGGGCGACAGCGGCGAUGCUGGCAUCGCGCUGAUCGACAGCGGGGAGGAGGCUGCGCUGGACAACGUGGCGGAUGCGGAAACGGACUACGGCAUGCUGGGCGGCUUCGGGGAUGCGGAACUGCUCCAGCGGACGGCAACGGCGGCGCGCGAGACGCUCGGCAAUCGAACGGCGCCCUCGACGACCAGCUACGAUGGAGGCGGCUCUGGGGACGUGGGCGUGGCUGGCGUGGCUGGCGGACUGGCCGGAACGGCGGGCGGGGGCGCAGGCGGCGCCGGAGGAUCAGGAGGCAGCACCUUCAUGCUGCUGCUCGAAAACUUUAACGAUUAUUUUCCCAACUACAAUGGGAGCACGGUUUCGGGAACAAGCACCAUGGCGCCGGGCGUGGCCAUCGCGGGGAGCAGGGGCAGCGGACUGCUGCUCGAGCAGAACCUGACGGGACUGUACCUCGACGGCUACCGGCUGAACUGCACCAACGAGACGCUCAACAUGACCGACUCCUGCGGCGAGCUGAGAGUGGUGGACCACAACUACUGGGCGCUCAUCCUGAUCCUGUUCCCCAUCCUGACCCUCUUCGGCAACAUCCUGGUCAUCCUGUCCGUGUGCCGCGAGCGCUCCCUGCAGACGGUCACGAAUUAUUUUAUAGUCUCGUUGGCCAUCGCCGAUCUCCUGGUCGCCGUGGUCGUGAUGCCAUUUGCUGUCUACUUUCUGGUAAAUGGAGCCUGGGCCCUGCCCGACGUCGUUUGUGAUUUCUAUAUAGCCAUGGAUGUGAUAUGCUCUACUUCAUCGAUAUUCAACUUAGUUGCCAUCUCCAUUGACAGAUACAUCGCUGUGACGCAGCCAAUAAAGUACGCCAAGCACAAAAAUAGCCGCCGCGUUUGCCUUACGAUACUGCUGGUGUGGGCCAUAUCGGCUGCCAUCGGCUCGCCGAUAGUUCUGGGCCUCAACAACACGCCCAACCGCGAGCCCGAUGUGUGCGCCUUCUACAACGCCGACUUCAUACUCUACUCCUCGCUGAGCAGCUUCUACAUACCCUGCAUCAUCAUGGUGUUCCUCUACUGGAACAUUUUCAAGGCGCUGAGGAGUCGGGCGCGGAAGCAGCGGGCGGCCCGCAAGCCCCACCUAUCGGAACUCACGGGCGGCAGCGUCAUCGAGAACAUCGCCCAGACCCGCCGGCUGGCGGAGACGGCCCUGGACAGCAGUCGGCACGCCAGCAGGAUCCUGCCCGACGAGGCCGCCACCAACACGGCCAGCGGCUCCAACGAGGAGGAGGACGAGAACGCCAUCUCGCCGGACAUCGACGACUGCCACGUCAUCGUGAACGACAAGUCCACCGAGUUCAUGCUGGCCACCGUUGUCGAGGAGACGGGCAACAGCGUUGUGGCCCAAAUCAGCACACAGCCGCAGCUGGUCGUCGCCGAUCCGAAUGGUAAUCAUGAUUCUGGUUAUGCAGCCUCAAACGUUGACGAUGUCCUUGCAGGCGUGGCGCCCGCCUCCGCCUCGGCAGCCACAUCCGGCGCUCCGCGCAGCAGCGGCUCGCCGCCGGACAGUCCGCUGCCCAGUGGCGCCACCCUCCAGCGGUCCAGCGUCAGCAGCCAGCGGCGCCCCACCGGCGACGACUCGCCGAAGCGCGGCGAACCCGCCCUCAGCGUCGCCAUGAAGCCAUUGUCCUUUGUGCGGUACGGAGUGCAGGAGGCCAUGACUUUGGCACGCAACGACUCGACGCUAUCGACUACAUCGAAAACGUCCUCGCGCAAGGAUAAGAAGAACUCGCAGGCGUCAAGAUUCACGAUAUACAAGGUGCACAAGGCCUCGAAAAAGAAACGCGAAAAAUCGUCGGCCAAAAAGGAGCGCAAGGCCACCAAAACACUGGCCAUUGUUUUGGGUGUCUUCCUGUUCUGCUGGCUGCCGUUCUUCAGCUGCAACAUCAUGGACGCCAUGUGCGCCAAGUUCAAGAAAGACUGCCGACCUGGGCUCACCGCCUACAUGAUGACCACCUGGCUGGGCUACAUCAACAGCUUCGUGAACCCGGUGAUCUACACGAUAUUCAAUCCCGAGUUCCGCAAGGCCUUCAAGAAGAUCAUGCACAUGGGGUGAUUAUCAACGGCGAGCACAUCACCAGCAAUAGCAAUAGCAAUAGCCAGUUGGAUUACGGAAUGGAUCCUGUCCAGGAGAGGAUGGCGCAGUGUGCCAAAUGGAGGCCAUCGAUGCAGCAGAGAUCUCAAUUGGGCUCCAGUUUCGUUUCGUUUCGUUUGUCGUUCGUUGCGUUUCCCAAUAGCUUUAAGGUUCAGCUACUUAUGUAAAUAGAUCUGUACAUACCACUAAACUAUAUGCUAUGUGUAGCGUGGAGUGUGGAGUGUGGAGCGUGGAUUGCGAGCAGUAGGCUAGGUACAAUUUUUAACAAUUACAUUAAGCUAGCCCCAAGUAGCUAUAUAAUCCACACACAGCAAACACGCGAUUAUGAUCCCAAAGUAGCCGUAAGCAAUGCCAGGAAUACGAUUCGCUUUACCAGCAUAGAGUAGUGUCCUUCAGAGUGGGCUGCUCCCACAACCUAUCACAUAUCACGAGCAGCCAGCUAUUCCUCCCACCCAAAACCCAAAACCAAAAACCAAAAAACCAAAAAACCAAAAACCCCACGGCACACCGAACCCCCCUUCCGAUUCCCAGAAUACGAUUAGGUAAGCGAGUGUAAAGAAAUUCAUAUCCUAACCUAGAGUUAGUUAGCUAAAUGGCAGAUAUAUCGCAGUUGAAGCGGAUGCAGUAGCUAGCGGGCCUCGAGGUCGGCGCCCUCCACCACAGACACAUCCACAUGGAGCAUCCCGAUCGAUGGACCAUCGAUGGAUGGAACCAUAGAGUGACACACACACACACACGAACAGACACCACGAAUCAAAUGAGCCCCACAAAUGAAUACGAUAUCGAGGGGCGCCGACCCCGAUGAAAGUCCCGCUUAGAGGUCACUUUCAGUUCGACUUUCGGUUUGAUGUACUCGUA
Drosophila teissieri is the source of this 3666-nucleotide messenger RNA. It is a transcript of the gene Dop2R, whose product is annotated as dopamine D2-like receptor. The coding region runs from base 1 to 2769 and encodes 922 amino acids. Gene Ontology annotation, biological process: adenylate cyclase-activating adrenergic receptor signaling pathway. The transcript is spliced from 10 exons. Gene Ontology annotation, cellular component: membrane. Gene Ontology annotation, molecular function: dopamine neurotransmitter receptor activity, coupled via Gi/Go; G protein-coupled receptor activity. Lineage: Eukaryota; Metazoa; Arthropoda; Insecta; Diptera; Drosophilidae. The record is from RefSeq and is a predicted model, not a curated record.